AUGGCCUCCUCGCACAUCCAUUCGGCAAACACGUCGGGCGGCCUCAUACAACCCUACAACCCCCAGGAAUGGGUAUCACCGCCGCCUGCAUCGACUCCGCCGCCAAACUCGGAACGGUCGCGGCAGCUCGAACACGACUCUCAAGCUUCGGCCCCUCCCCCUCCUCCGUACAGCCCGCCGAGGACGCGCCGGCAGCGGCCGGUCGCUCAUGGGUUUCCGGCCCCUCCUGACACGGCCAUGAGAGGAUGCUCUCGCGAGCGCCGGUUCGGCCUGCCUCUGUUGGGCAGGCGGAGGGACCAUGAUGAUCAGCUCGCAAGCUCGCCAGACCCGCUGCCGCCCGUGCUGCCGCUAGGGAGGACCCUGGGCACCUCGACGGUACCCCCGGACCCGGAGCGAAUGGCCUCGCCCCCCAUCGCCGUACAGGCCGGGCCGCCAGCAGCGCGCCGCGCCGCUUCCACCGGCGCACUUGACACUCCGCCGUCGGCCCGUUCCCGGUCCACUUCCCGGCCGGGAUGGGAGCACACGAUGCCGCUGCCGCCGCCGCCACCCGGUCCGCCGCCGCCGAGAUCGCAGAGCGUCCAGAGCGCAAAUAGAAACUCUAUCCCCAUCAUUUCGCCUCCAACGCGCCGUCAACCACCCAGCGGGGUCUCGUCUUUGGGACCGGUCCCCCCAACGCCGGCCGAUUGGGUCAACGAGGACGUGGAGCCCUGUCUGCUGGAAAGGGUCCGGGGGCGGGAACUCACUAUUGACCCGCAGGCCGCCGCCAGCUACAAAGACGCCGCCGAGCCGCUGGCAUCAUCGCCAAGUGCAUGUGGGGUGUUGAACCGAGCCGGAGCGAUUUCGGAUAUUGUGGUAACCACGGACCCAAUUGUCUGCGGCCCCGCCACCACGAGAUCAAACCCUCGCAGCAGCGGUGGCAAGGCUCAGGAACCUCGCACCUUGACCCCUCGUGCUCCGGGUUCCGCUCGGCUACCUCGACUCGACACGGCAACUCCACCAUUCUCCCCUUAUCCAGCCAAAGCAAGUCAGCCAUCGGAUGGCUCCGGCUCUGUUGCACCCAGAGCGCUGCCUACGCCUCCGCCUCAGACACGAUCUGCGUCAAGCUCCAGACCGCGUGAUGGCGUUCGUCUGUCGUCCAACAAAUCGCCUGCGUCCCGGCACCUAGUCCUGGCCCAGAGCUCCGAUCAGUUUGCCGCCGCAGCCGUUGAGCGGUUCCGUGCUUUUGCCGAGAGAGAGGCGGCUGCCUCCAUGGAUGCCGAGCGAGUCCGCCUAUUUGCAGACUUUAUUGUUAGCGAGUCGAGGAUUCGGCGAGAGAGAUAUUCCACUGCCAUCGGAGCAAUGGGCUCGGAGAUCUUCGACUUGACGCGGGACUUGUUCCGGCCGAUGUUGAUCGCCCCGACGGGCCACGCGCGCGGAACCUCGCGGGGUGAAUGGACCCCCGCCUCUUCAGCAGGUCCAAAUCCUUCGCCAGGGGACGAUCUUGCGGGUAGUUUGGAGUUUGACGCCGAUGGACUAUCCAACUCAGCCCCGGCGUCGGCCAACCUACCGGUCACGCCAAGUGACGACUGGGCGCCAAAUAACGCCAACAGGGCGACAAACUACAUGCCAUCGCUCUCGCCUAUUCUCAGCAUGAGCGUUAGCGAGAAUUACGAGAGGGGCAGCUCUCGCGGCCGGCCCCCCAGCCGUUGGUGGGAAUCGGGCUCCCAAGACGAUCAGAGUCGGGUGAUUGAAAGAUCCAAGCGCGAGUCAAAGUAUAUGGGAGUUCCCAAGAACCAGUGGGUGGAAGAAGAGCAGGACUCGAUGGCGCAGGGGGAACAGGGGGGACAAGGGGGACAGAGUGAGUGCUGCCAACUGCCGAGCGAGUAUCCGCCCGAGAAGGCAGAUUGGCACGCUCGCCAAGACCAGUCCUGGGCGCCAGAGCCAUUGAGGCGGAAGCCCCAGUCACUGGACGUGUCCCGGCUGGUGACGUUGCCUCCGCCGUACCCGCGCCACCACCCUGCGGUGAACAACAAUCAUCCCGAGUUGGCUGCUAUGCGAAGCUCUGUGCGCUCGAUGAGCGACCUGGCUGAAAUUGACAAGGCUAAGGAGCGAUUCGCCGUGGCCAGCUCUAAGCGUCGCGAAGGCUUCUCGCAGGCUGCGUCAGAGAGACAGCAGUCCCUCCGGGCCAAUCUCCAAAAGGAAAUCCUUGCAGGAAAUCUGGACUACGCGGACGCGGCCGCGAUCGAGGCGGAUUCGCAAGAGCAGGAGAGGGGCAAGAAAAAGGAGCUGGAUAAGACGGAAUACGAACACUUCCAGAACGAAGUCGUGUUGCCUCUGAACGACUUGCUGACCGGACGCAUCUCCCGCACCACGGAAUUGUUCGAUGAUCUGGCACGGCACCUAUUCGACAAUGGACAAAUGGACGCCGACAUGCCCCAGGAGGAAGGGGACGAUAGGCCAGAGCUCCUGGAGAAGCUGACGCUGCUCAAGUGGAUAUUCGAGACGCGUGAGACUCUCCACCGGGCCAUAUAUGACAUCAUCUCGGACCGCAACCGGCGCUAUCGCGAGGUUGUCGUGGCUCCGUACAAGCUUUCGGGCAACGCUGAGAAGCUCAAGUUGGCCGAAGCAUUCUUUGCCGAGGACGCGGCCAAGCGAGCUCACGCCUAUGCCAACGAAAUGCUGGAUCGCGCGCGAGAUUUGCAGACGGCGGUGGAAGAAGCCGUCGAACGUGGCGUGGCCCUGCAGCUAUCUGCGUUCUGGGACAUUGCCCCGCCGCUUCGACAGCUUCUGGACGGCAUCCCUGAUAACCUAGGGGUGUUUAGCGUCCAGAUCCCCCCAUCCGAACUGGCAGAAAACCCUUCAUACCACGACCACCCCUUGCAGUACCUAUACAGCUUGCUGCAGCACGCGGAAAAGAGCACAUAUCAGUUCAUCGAGUCGCAUACCAACCUGCUGUGCCUGCUUCAUGAAGUCAAGGAGGCUGUGGUGAACGCGCACGGCAGGGUGCUAGCCACACGGGUGGAGGCGGCUGAUGGAACCGCCCUGGAUGCCGAGGAUGGCGGAAAACAGGCCAGUGCAAUGCGGCACAGCGAGAACAGGCGCCUGACAGACGACCUCAAGGAAAAAGUACGCGUGGUGCAGGAACAGUGGAACAGUGCGCUAGGCGAGGGCAUCAAGAACGUCAAGGAGCGGAUCGGCGCGUGUCUGCUGCAGAGUGGCGGUUGGGACGAGACGCUCGAGGAGUCGGCAGGGUUCGGGGCAAUGUAG
Messenger RNA from Hirsutella rhossiliensis, 3246 nucleotides. RefSeq lists its product as uncharacterized. Bases 1 to 3246 code for a protein of 1081 amino acids. NCBI's taxonomy places the organism in Eukaryota, Fungi, Ascomycota, Sordariomycetes, Hypocreales, Ophiocordycipitaceae. The record is from RefSeq and is a predicted model, not a curated record. The transcript has 6 exons.